Molecule: messenger RNA, 1359 nt
Organism: Drosophila kikkawai
Lineage: Eukaryota; Metazoa; Arthropoda; Insecta; Diptera; Drosophilidae
Biological process (GO): rRNA methylation; box C/D sno(s)RNA 3'-end processing
Cellular component (GO): box C/D methylation guide snoRNP complex; Cajal body; small-subunit processome
Molecular function (GO): rRNA methyltransferase activity; RNA binding; histone H2AQ104 methyltransferase activity
Source: RefSeq, a predicted model, not a curated record
AAGACAAUAACAAUUUGUACGUUCGGUUUGCCGUCAAAAAUGUAAUUUUAUAACAACAAAAAUUAGUAUAACUUUUUGCUUCACCCAGAAAACCAUUCAAAGUUGCUCAACCCAUCUGAUCCGGUGAGCGAGACUAGCACCUAAGCGCGAUGGGCAAGCGGCGCCGCGGCAAGGUGAGUGUAGGAGUAGCUGCAUGGAGGAACUCACCUUCGAAUACGCCGGCCAAUACCUCCGGCAAGCCUUUCGUCAAACUAUCCCCCAAGGCUGUGCCGAAGCCAAGCACCAAGAUCACUUCAAAAGUCCCAACAAAGCCCUCAUUAAAACCCAUUUCGAAAUCCAUUUUGAAACCCUCUUCGAGACCUUCCAUGGGUCUGUCCUCGAAACCUACCAACAAGAGCUCCGGACGAAACUCCGGCAGGAGUUCCUAUCGCAAUGCCAAAGAUUUCGGCGAAGCAGCUUCCAUACAGUCAGCUAUGGGGCAGGGUCCAGGACCUGGUAGGGAUUCGAGUCAGGGCCGGGAGGAUAAGGUGGAGGGCGUAGAGUCCAUUGCCAGCAUGAAAAGCAUUGGGCCGCAUCGCCACAGUGGCGUUUUCCUGUACCGAAAUAGCGUCGAUGCCAUCCAAUUGCUUACCCGCAACACGAGCUCCAGCUCGGAUGACUACGGCGAGCAGCGGAUCAUGGCGGACUUUAGGGGCAAGCGCUGCGAGUUCCGGUCCUGGUCGCCGUUUCAGUCAAAGCUUGCCGCCGGAAUCAUGAGCGGUGUGAACGAUCUGCACCUGCAUAGUGGUGCCAAGGUGCUCUAUUUGGGGGCAGGCUUCGGGCACUCGGUGACUCACGUCUCGGAUAUUGUCGGUGAAACGGGUAUGGUGUAUGCCGUGGAGCAGGGCAUUUGGUCAGGACGCCAGCUGAUGGCUCUGGCCAGUCAUAGGCCCAAUAUCGUGCCCAUUAUCGAGGAUGCCACAAUGCCGUACAAGUACUGCCGCCAGGUUCCCGCCGGCAUCGACGUAAUUUUCUGCGAGUUGCCGCAGGCGGACCAAGUGCGUUCCUUGAUGCUGAAUGCCCGCCACUUCCUGGCGCCCGGAGGACACUUUGUGGCCUUCCUGCACGGACCGAGUAUCGAUAGCAAAGUGUGCCUCAUGGAUGCCAUUGAAGCCGAGAGCGAACGCCUGAUGCUCCAGCAGCUGGAGCCCAUGGAAAUGGUGAUCCUGGAUCCCUUUAAGCCCGGUUACGCUAUGGUCAUAGGUGUGUCCACGCGUCAGAAUUUAUGUUCCUAGCUGGUUCGAUGUACGGCAAUGGCUAUUUUAAAUUUAUAUUCGUUCUUAAUUUGUAUUAUUAAAUGUUUUCGUGUUAUUAAUCAAA